CAAACUAAAGGCAAUUCAGAGUAACAAAAACCUAUUUACAAAAAGUUCAUCCAUACACGUUCUAGUUUAUGCCUUUAGGCUAAAGAAAUGCAAUAAUUGUGUGUUUGUAUGUGUGUGCGUGUGUGCGUGCGUGCGUGCAUGCGUGUGUGUGUUUCUGUGUGUGUGUGUUUUGUAUAAAUGUUUCUAUAGAAAUGUUUACGUUACAAAUGUUAUUUGCAUCUUUCCAAAUAGAUGUAUGCAGAUCGAUGGAGGAUAAAUAUACAGUUGAGGUUGCAUGCGAAAUAGUUAAAGUGCAAAAAUGUUCAUUCCAGGAAACAUUCUAGUGCGGAAAUACAAUUACGACUUGCUUUCCUUGUUGACAAAAUGGAGAUCUAUGCUAUUCUAAUUUUUUCAACAUUUCAAGCUCAGGGGGUUGCCCUCAGAGCAGAACAAAGCUCGGUGAGGUUGAUGGGAGAGGCGUCUGACGCUAUAGAUGGUGAUUCAGAAACGUACGCUCUGACGAAUAACCAGUCGAAACAGUACUGGAGAGUCAUUAUGGACGAUGUAUACAAUAUUUCAUUGAUAUUUAUUCGCAUAAGGGGAGCUAGCACAAACAACAUGUUCUAUGUGUAUAUAAGCGGAGAUGAGAGGUAUUCAAAUGAAACCCUUUGUGGCGAAUUCUCCUUCAGCAACACAAUAAUCAACGAAAAGUUCAUCAAAUGUGAACAAGCGAUGAUGGGUGACACUCUUACUCUGCGCAGAGAUGGCGAAAUUCGACUCUUCGAGUUUAGGCCUUUAACUCUAAAUACAGGAAGUGUUCAUGACGUCAUCUCUGGAAAGUAUGUAGAUUGUUUUGAGAAUUUUCCAGCACCUACUAGUGUUACUGAUGUGAAGUUUGACAACUCUAGUAAACUGGAAAGCAGUACAACAGACUCAGACUGUCCUAUAUGCGAUACGCAAAUUUUCCCCAACAUUUGUAACUCCACGAAAACGAUGAGACUGGGAUACCAUCCUAUAGGCAGUACGCCCAUAUCGUUACACACGGAAAGAACGGAGUACUUUGAAAAUCCUGACCACUGUGUUGAAAAUUCCAAUUCUCGUUGUGAAAUUUGUAUUGAAACAUGCACCGCUUGUAUCGACAACACAGAACUGCUAAAUUGCACGUCCUGUAAUUCUACAGUGGGUGGGAUGAUAUGUGAGAAAGAAUGCGAUAUUUCCUGUUCCAGAGACAAACUUUGGAUAUCCAUCUUAGUUUGUGGAACUUCUUUUGGAGUUGUCAUGGUGAUUGGUUUAGCUAUCUCUGCAAGACUAAUGCUAAAGAAAAAGUACAAGAACGAGUCCAACUAUGACAUCAUUGCACUGGAGGAAAUACACCAAAGCAUGCCGGAGCUUCUCAACUUUGAGAUUCAGGAAGAAGAAGUGGAAUACUGCAACUUGAUGUCGUACCGUCAGGACAUCGACACGUUCAUACAAGAAGUGGCGCGAAAGAAAACAUAUGAUAAAUUCAUUGAGGAAUUUCAGCAACUUCCCAACAGUAUGACAGAUUCUUACACCGAAGCACUGAAAUGGACAAACAUGCCCAAAAACAGAUACAGACAAAACUACCCUUAUGAUUACGCAAGAGUUGUUUUAGACCCAGAUGAAACUUCAGGAAAAACAGAUUACAUAAAUGCCUCUUACAUAAAUGGAUUUGAUAAGGAGAGAAAUUACAUUGCUGCACAAGGUCCGUUCUCCUCCGACACUCUCAAAGACUUCUGGGCAAUGAUAUGGCAAAACAACUGCACAAGAGUAGUGAUGCUAGCAAACGUGUACGAGGGAGACAAGAUAUCGUGUUUAAGAUACUGGCCACACUCUGAGGAUUGUAUUGGACCUUUCUACAUUAAAUUGGACAGGCAGGAUGUGUACAGACAUUACAUCAUCAGACAACUUUCACUCAGUAAGCAAAGUGAUGAACAAGGUCGGAGCAUGCGCAUCAGCCACUUUCAGUACACGUCAUGGCAUGAGAAAAGAGUACCGGAGUGUGAAGACUCGAUCUUGUGUUUCAGAAAUCUUGUGAAAAGCGGAAUUUCUGAGUCAGACGGACCGAUUCUGGUUCACUGCAGUGCCGGUAUCGGUCGAACGGGUACGUUUAUUGCUUUGGACUAUCUUCUAGAGGAAAGCUCAGGAAGAAGAGACCUGGAUGUAAUCAGCUGUGUUUCUAAACUUCGCCAACAGAGGGCGUUCGUCAUUCAAACCUAUGAUGAGUACAUGUUCCUUCACGAUGUCCUUGUGCGAUAUUUUGCAAAGCAUCGAAUGAAGAUCGAAGACAAUCUUCGCUCAGACUACAAUCCUCUGAACCAAUGAAAAGAAGCGCGAUCACUAUAAAGGACAUCGACAUCACGCAAUACGAAAAUAUAUCUAGUUUUUUAAAUGCAGAAUGAAAUUUUUUCAGCGCAAGAUUUAGUUUAAAUAUGAUGUAAAAAGUAACUUAAAUUAAUAUUUAUGAAAAACAACCCCUUACGUAUGCAGUCAUCAUUUACCUAAAUGGCUAUGUGCAAGUAUGAAAUAUUUUUCUUGAGAUUUUUCUCAUUGUGAGAAUAGACAGAACGGCGGGCACAGGUGUGUGAAUUUGUAACAUUUGAUCCUUAAUUGACAAAUGCUUAAUUAUUUACUCUAAGAAGAGUUGGUUUCUCAACUUUUGAGCAAAAUCGUGCAAAUUGCUAUUUUAACUGUGUAGGUACAAAAUCAAUGUCUACACUUGUUUCUUUACUCUGUAGAGUGAGAAAUAUUACUUCAAAUUUAGAAAGGUUUUGGUUAGGAUUACAUUUUGUGGCGAAGUUUUUUCAUAAAAAAGCAUGAAUUAUAUUUAAUCUAAAAUACUUACAUAUAUUUGUAAUUUAUCAUGCAACUAGUCAAGAUUUGGAACGAAUUGAAUUUUUUGGUUCAUGUCUCAUUUUUAAAAAGAACACCAGUUAUUAAAAAGGUCUAGAUUAAUUAACUCAAAUUUUCCAUGGAAUUUGUUUUCUUAGCCAAUAAUUCGAUAAUUUUACUUAUACCCGCCACUUUUUAUGUCCCUACAUUGCAACGUAUGUAUAUAUCUUUUAAACUGACGAUAUUUUUACCCUGUCCUACUAAAAAUUAUGGAUUUUUGCAUAAUUUAAGUGCAAAACAGUUAUCUUUUUUUUUUUUUUAUAAAAACAUAUAUAUAUUUAUUGUUAAAAACACGAAUGUGAGUUUAAUGAAUUUGUGUUUUUCAUUGUGUGUUCACACCAACAGACAAAACUAGAUUAUGCAAAUAAAUAAGAUUUUUGGAGCAUAAAGGCGACAUUUAACGCACUGCAACUUAAUAACAAAUAUUUUAAACCCCUGUUUUCCCUCAACCCCCCCAUUCCCUUCAAUGUAAGGAUGAAAUAUUUAUUUCCAAAAGAAUAGCCAAUACUACACAACUUGGGUACAAAGGUCUUUGCUAUAUUGCAUUUAGAAUUUGGAAGAGCAGUUACAUGAUAAAUUGUCAAUUUUGCAACAACAAAAAAAUCUACGCUAACAAGCACACUAUGCUCCAUUGCAUGUAGAAGAGGAUGUCUUUUAUUCCUUUUAACAACUUCGUCACAUACUGUAUCAUAUCAGAGAUACAGGCACUCACUUAUACAAUUUUCACUAACAGAUCCAGAUGAAAUAUGUUUAAACCUUUUGUAAUGUAAAUAUUUUAUCAUUUUCUUGUUAAGUUUAAUUAUUGUUAUGCAAUUUACUGCAGUCAUGUAGAACAAACACUAAGGACUUAUAACAAUAACAAAGUUUAUUGUUUUAGUCAUUUAUACCUGUAAUUGUAUAUGAAGGUCUGAUCAUUGCAAUCACUUAAUCCUUCUUAUCACAAAUUUCUUCCAACUUCAAAAACAAUGAUACAGCUUGUAUAUAUGAAACAUGGCUCGGAAGUGACACAGAGAGCAUAGUGAUAGGAGAACUCGUUCCGGAUGGUUAUGAUAUACUCCACGUCCCCAUAAAAAAACCGUAAAACCGUAAAGGUGGCGGUGUUGCAUUCAUUUACAACAAAAAUCUUCGUUCCACUCAAUUACAGUUAGACGAUUCGUUCCAUCAUUUUGAGCACAUGGAAUGCACGGUGUUUACACAGAACUUGAACAUUCAAAUAUGUAUUGUCUAUCGGCCACCGUCACAACAGAUUUCUGAAUGUUUCAUUGAAUGGUCGUUCUAUGCAAAGUGAAGACUGUGUAAGUCGCCAUGUAUCAUCGGACAAACUCAAUAUCACAGGUGACAUGAAUUUCCAUCUUGGCAUGGUUAAGGACCCAAAUGUACAUGACCUCUCUCAAAGAACAUGAGUUAACACAGCAUAUAACUGAUCCUACGCAUGUGCGCGGACAUAUUCUGGACGUAUUUAUUACCAAGGAUGACAGCACAAUCCUGAAAUCCGCUCUAACCGUUGAUAAUCAACUAAUAUGUGACUCAAAAGGCAUUACAUUUCGUGACAAUAAAGGCAUUCAUUCCAUCCUCAAAGUACAAAAACCUAAAAAAAAAAAAAAAAAAAAAAAAAAAAUAAGAAGUCUUUCCUUUCGCAAAAUACGCGAAAUUGAGCAUGACAAGUUUUGCCUGGACAUUGAUUCUCAGUUAUCAAAAAUAAAGAACGAUAUUCCAAUCGAAGACAUGGUUGGUAUUUACAAUGAGGGUAUCCGUGAUGUGAUAAAUGACCACGCACCAUUGCAAGAAAGAAAUACGAUCGUUAGGCACAAUUCAGAGUGAUUUACAGAGGAACUUCAUAUGCUAAAACGAACUCGGUGAAAAACAGAACGUACAUGGCGACAAACACAUUUGACUGUACACCACCAAAUAUAUAAGGAGUCAGUUCGAACAUACAACAAAUCCUUAACUCAGUGUAAAAAGGAACAUUAUUCACACAAAAUAACCGAGUGUGGCAGAGACUCGAAGAAGCUCUAUUGUCUGACAAAUCGGCUCAUGGGUAACACGUCAGAACCCAUUUUACCUUCUUCUGAGGGAAAGGAAUUGUCGGAAAACUUUGCUAAAUAUUUUCAUGGAAAAAUAAGCAAUAUCCGUUUAUCGGUUUGCCAAUCUAUUGUUUCGAACAAUGGCGCAACAAAUCCUUUUUACUCUGAUAUUCCAUUUGAUGGUGAACACCACGAAAUUUGCAUCUGCAACUACAGGAGAAAUUCGAAAACUCCUUAUGAACCCAGUACCCAAAUAUUGUGUACUGGACCCAGUUCCUGCGUAUCUAUUGAAACAAUGCAGUGAGAGUUUCUCGUCAUCCAUCACUUUAAUUAUAAACAAGUCGCUGUUGGAAUCCAUUGUUCCUAGUGACUUUAAGCAGGCAAUCGUUCGACCAUUACUGAAAAAUCCAGGGCUUGACAAAGACAUUUUCAAAAACUAUCGCCCUGUGUUAAAUCUCUCGUUCGUUUCGAAGAUUCUUGAAAAUGUUAUUGUAAAACGAAUCGAAGCCCAUCUGAAGACACAUCAACUGCAUGACAAUUUUCAGUCCGCGUACAGAACGGGACACUCUACAGAAAUCGCACUAAUGAACAUCAUCACAUUGUAUGUGCACUUGACAAUAACAGUUGCGCUAUCCUUGUAUUGCUCUACAUCUCUGCGGCGUUCCGUGUCAUAGACCACCAGAUCCUAUUGCAACGUAUGGACAACAUAUUUGGUAACACUGGAUCUCAAUUAAAAUGGAUUAAAUCCUAUCUUAGAGAGAAAUAUCAACGUGUUGCCGUUGGUUCAUCGUUGUCCGAUGUUUGUCCCCUCGAAUGUAGUGUACCACAAGGCUCAGUCCUGGGUCCGAGACUCUACUGUCUUUUUUCAAACCCCUUAGAAGAAGUAUGCAGACGUCAUGAUAUCACGUAUCAUAUAUAGCGGAUGACACCCAGAUCUAUAUCAUCGUUGAACCUGGUGACAAUUGGACCGAUAUGUCUCAAAGACUCUCAAGUUGCUUAUCAGACACACGUAUGUGGAUGAGUAUCAACCUCCUCAAACUCAUGAAGAUAAAACUGAACUUGUAGUCUUUGCACCAAAACACAGACGUGAAGAUAUGAGUAGUUUUGAUCUUGAAUUUGAUGACUGUGUUGUAAGUGAUUCAUCUUUCAUAAAAAAAAUUCAGGUGUAUUCUUAGACAAAUCCCUUAUCAUGGAAAAACACUGUCUCCCUAUUUCCCGUACAGUAUAUGUGAAAAUUCGCAGAAUUGGCUGUAUCCGUUCAUUUAUCAAUGAUGAAGCAUGUAAAACUCUAGUAAACUCGUUAGUUACAUCAAUAUUAGAUUACGGAAAUGCAUUGCUUUAUGGUAUUAAUUCUAAACACACCAGCAAACUUCAGAGGGCACAAAACACAGCUGCAAGAUUAAUAGCACGCUCAAACUAUCCGACCAUAUUACUCCUGUUCUAACAGAUCAUCACUGGUCUCCCGCUGAAUACAGAAUUCAAUACAAGAUUCUUCUUCAUACUUUCAAAUCUCUCAACAACCUAUCUCCAGUUUACAUAAAGGAUAUCGUUACAGUUUACAAUCCCACACGAUCACUAAGAUCCGAAUCUCUGCAUCUUCUCCAGGUACCUCGAACACGUACCAAAACAUAUGGGGAUCGACGUUUGGAUAAUGUCGUAUCGAGUCUCUGGAAUUCUCUGCCUUUUAAACUCAGACAAUGUACUUCACUGUCUAGUUUUAAAGCGGACCUCAAAACGCAUCUUUUUAGAUUAGCUUUUAAUUUGUGAUUUCUUUUACAUACUUAGUGCUCUUACAUUGCAGGUCUAACAGUGCUGUUACAUUUUAUUUCACACAAAACCCCAACCCUUCAGUUGCUAUUUCAACAGUAGUUUGUUAUUAUACUUAUGUCCUUUCUAUGUAUUUAGAUAUUCCUAAGGGUUGUUUUUUAAAUUGUUAACGUUUUAUAUGUUAUUAGGGUAAUUAUAUCAUUACAUUAGGUGUUAUAUAUUAAUAAUGAUAAUUAUGCAUUUUAAUUCUGACACUAUAGAUAUUUUACUCACAUGUAUGUGCAUAUAGAUUUUAUAUUAUUUCUUCUCUCACAUUUGUAAAGCGCUUUAGAGAACUAAUGUUGAUAGGGCGCUAUAUAAAUCUUUUAAUUACAAUUACAAUUGUACAAUGGUUGUAAUGACAAUAAGCCGAAAAUUAAAAACGUGGUAAAACA
This is a messenger RNA of Ostrea edulis (European flat oyster), 7114 nucleotides long. RefSeq names its product receptor-type tyrosine-protein phosphatase alpha-like. Lineage: Eukaryota; Metazoa; Mollusca; Bivalvia; Ostreida; Ostreidae. The transcript has 15 exons. Gene Ontology annotation, biological process: protein dephosphorylation. The record is from RefSeq and is a predicted model, not a curated record. Gene Ontology annotation, molecular function: protein tyrosine phosphatase activity. Bases 364 to 2322 code for a protein of 652 amino acids.